Messenger RNA from Cynara cardunculus var. scolymus (artichoke), 2561 nucleotides. Its product is annotated as receptor-like serine/threonine-protein kinase SD1-8. Gene Ontology annotation, biological process: protein phosphorylation; recognition of pollen. The transcript is spliced from 7 exons. NCBI's taxonomy places the organism in Eukaryota, Viridiplantae, Streptophyta, Magnoliopsida, Asterales, Asteraceae. The record is from RefSeq and is a predicted model, not a curated record. Gene Ontology annotation, molecular function: protein serine/threonine kinase activity; ATP binding. Bases 1 to 2550 code for a protein of 849 amino acids.
AUGAAAAACCUCCAUUGUUGUACCUUCAUCAUCGUCUUCUCUCUCUUCUUCCCGUUUUUCUCUGUAGCUAUCGACACCAUCUCGCCGACCAAACCCCUCGCUGGAAAUCAAACUCUGGUCUCUAAUGGUGAAGUUUUCGAGAUGGGUUUCUUCAAUCGAGGCAACGGUAAUUUGUAUUUAGGAAUUUGGUACAAAAAUGUCGAGAUGAAAGAGUACGUUUGGGUAGCAAAUAGAGACGCCCCCAUUAAUUCAUCGGCCGGAAAAUUAACAAUCGAGGAGAAUGGAAAGUUGGUCGUUGUGGAUCAGAGUGAAACCGCCGUCUGGUGGACUAACCAAUCGGCACCGGCGGUGGAGAACAUGGUGGGACAGCUGCUCGACAACGGAAACUUUGUUGUUCGCCGUGAAAAUGAUGACGACGAGAAGAAUUACAUCUGGCAGAGCUUUGAUUUUCCGACGGAUACUUUGUUGCCGGAGAUGAAAAUCGGGUGGAGCCGGAGAACCGGAGUGAACCGGUUUUUACAGUCGUGGAAGACCGCCACCGAUCCGGGUUCCGGCGAGUAUUCUUUCAAAAUGAAUACCGAUGGGUUCCCGGAGGUUUUUUUGUUGAGUAUGGAAACUCCGACUUACCGGAGCGGGCCGUGGAACGGGAGAAGGUUUAGCGGUGUACCGGAGAUGGUAACGGCGAACUUAAUCGAGUUCGAAUUCGAAAACAAUUCCGAGGAGAUUACAUACUCAUUCGAAAUGCGAAACACUUCCGUUUAUUCCCGAUUGAUUAUGAAUUCUUCGGGAUUGCUUCAACGAUUCACGUGGGUAGAAACAUCGAAAACGUGGAGCAAUUACUGGUUCGCUCCACGCGAUCAAUGCGAUUACUACGGCGAAUGUGGGCCGUUCGGCAUUUGCGAUUCGAACCUGUCUCCAGUUUGCAAAUGUCCGAAGGGAUUCCGGCCAAAAAACCAGCAAGCGUGGGAUUUACGAGAUGGGUCGGGCGGGUGUGUUCGGAGCUCCGAAUUGGAUUGCGGGUCGGACGGAUUUCUGCCAUUGAAGAACAUGAAAUUGCCGGUAAGCUCGAAAGCGUUCGUCGAUCGGAGUAUGAAUUUGAGCCGGUGUGAAGAGAUUUGUAAACGGAAUUGUGCUUGUGCUGCUUAUGCUAAUAUGGAUAUCACUUCCGGCGGGUCGGGUUGUGUGAUUUGGGCCGUGGAUCUUUUCGAUAUGAGACAAUAUGCUGACACCGAAAAUGGUGGUCAAGAUCUUUACGUUAGAGUUGCAGCUUCUGAUUUGGACAAACCAUCGACGGCCGGAUCUUCAAAGUCCGGCUCUGACAACAAUGUUGCCAUGAUUGUCGGCAUUACAGUCGGAGCUUGUGCAGUGUUGAUAAUUCUACUGAUACUCGUUUAUCUGAGGAGGAAGAAAUUGCGACGAUUGAAUAAUUCAAAGAUAGAUAAAAGAGGUCCACUUGAAAGAAGUCAAGAUUUCUUGAUGAAUGAGGGGAUUAUUUUGUCAAGUAAAAAAGAUUAUUCGGGUGAAACGACGACGGAUGAGCUCGAGUUACCCUUAUUCGAGUUUACGACUCUCGUUAUGGCCACAAACAACUUCUCUGAUGCAAAUAAGCUCGGGCAAGGUGGGUUUGGAUGUGUUUACAAGGGUAAGUUGAUGGAAGGUGAAGUUGUAGCUAUAAAAAGGCUCUCACGAACAUCGGGUCAAGGGAUCGAAGAACUUAAAAACGAGGUUCGAUUAAUCGCGAAACUUCAACACAGAAACCUCGUUCGACUACUCGGUUGUUGCAUUGAGGUCGAAGAAAAGUUGUUGAUAUACGAGUAUAUGGAAAACAAAAGUCUCAAUACGUUUCUUUUCAAUAAAGAGAAAAGCCCGCUACUUAAUUGGCAAAGACGAUUCGAUAUCAUAUCUGGGAUCGCUCGAGGACUUCUUUAUCUUCAUCAAGAUUCGAGGUUUAGAAUCAUUCAUCGAGAUCUUAAAGCAAGUAAUAUUUUGUUAGAUAGGGAAAUGAACCCAAAGAUAUCAGAUUUUGGUAUGGCGCGGAUUUUUGGGAGCGAUCAAACCGAAGCAGAAACAAAGAAAGUAGUUGGAACACAUGGUUAUAUGUCACCCGAAUAUGCAAUGGAUGGACUCUUCUCGAUAAAAUCAGAUGUCUUUAGUUUUGGGGUUUUGGUGCUCGAGAUAGUGAGCGGUAAAAAGAACAGAGGAUUCUACUAUGCGGAUAACCAACUUAACCUCCUCGGACAUACAUGGAAGCUAUGGAACGAAGGGAGGGGUUUAGAACUGCUUGAUGAAUCCGUAGGUGCAAAAUUUUCGAAAGAUGAAGUAUUAAGAUGCAUACAGAUCGGAUUGUUGUGUAUUCAAGAACAAGCAGACGACCGACCUAAUAUGUCGAAAGUGUUGUUAAUGUUGAGCAGUGAAGUCGUACAACUGGCACAGCCGAAAUACCCUGGAUUCUGUCUCGGAAAGCGGCAUUUCGAAGCCGAGUCAUCGAGCAAGCAAGAUGAAUCCAUGACCGUGAAUGAAAUCACGGUCACUAUACUUGAUGGCCGGUAGCCCAAACCACG